Molecule: messenger RNA, 2888 nt
Organism: Phlebotomus argentipes
Lineage: Eukaryota; Metazoa; Arthropoda; Insecta; Diptera; Psychodidae
Gene: alt
Product: ribosome-binding protein 1
Exons: 10
Coding region: 140-2785 (881 amino acids)
Cellular component (GO): endoplasmic reticulum membrane
Source: RefSeq, a predicted model, not a curated record
UUUGUAAGUAAAUGGCGAUUAUUAGUUGAUUUUCUGCCGCAGUACUUACUUGGGAUCUCAGUGGUCAUCUGUGCAGGCAGUGGGUGUGUGCAGCAGUUUCGUUUGAUCCAGCCAGGCGUCGUGGACGAAUAAUGUUAUAAUGGAAUUCUACGUGUAUUUUGUAAUUGCGGUCGUUAUCCUGGUUUCGCUGGCGACGUCCCUCAUCAUUAGUAAGUUGCCGCGUGGAAAGACCUUCGAUGAGGUGCUGAGCGAGAAGAAGAAGUUCGCGGAGAAGCUGUAUGGGACGAGCGGCGGAAAGCGGGCCCAGAAGGGCAAAAAGCUGCCGUCGAAUGUGAGCAAGAAGGGCAAGGAGAAGGCCAAGGCCUCGGCUGCCAAGGAGGCGGAGACCGCGACCACCUCUCAGGAGGACUCGGUGGACAAUUCCAGCGAAAAGACCUCCUCCCCGAAGUCCCAUGUGGAGUUCAGCGAGGCGGAGGUCAUCGCAGACACGGAUUCUCCCCGUGCGAAGAAGCAGUUGGGUGUGACGAGUGGAAAGAAGAGUGGCAAGAAGAAUGGCGGCAGCAAGGCGUCCGGAACAGGAAUUUUGAUAAAUAAAUCUGAGACAUCCGCCGUGAAGAGCACAGUUGCAGUGGAGCCGAUGAAUCAUUUUGAGCAAAUACACCCGAAAGACGAUGCUGAAAUGCUACGAGCGGCCACUCAUAAAGAUGAGUCCGCGGAGAGCAAUAGAGUCCAACUCGGCACCAGGGGCGAUAAAAGUGCUGCGAACAGAGACAACAAGAAAGGUAAAAAUCCCAAGGCGGCUGAUAAGGAGGAGAAGGCGGUGCCAGCUGUAGUGGCGAUGGAGGAGAAAGCUACUGCCAAGAAGGUGCCGGAGAUCAGCGUGGCGAAGGAGAAGGCGCAGAAGAAGGGCGCUGGGAGUAACAGCAAGAAGCAAGAAUCCACUGGACAGGCUGUCCAGAAGAUCAUUGCUAAAACCGAUGAGAUUGGCGUUGACUUUCUCAUUCCUCUACUGUCGAAGGCUGAACUCAGUCGCUCAGAGAUUCAGAUCAUCAUUGAGUAUCUGCUGAACAAACAGUCCGAUACCAUUACUGUGAACCACUCUGAGUGGACAGAGGGCAAGUCGGACACGAUUCAGAAGCUGAAGAAGCAGAUUGAGCUGAAGGAGAAGGCCUUGCAGGAUGAACAGGAAGCCAGUGCUGGCAUUCAGGCGCGUCUGCGUGAGUUGCGAGCUGAGAUAAAUCUGGAGAAGAGCCAAUACAAUGCCAAUCUCAAGGCAUAUGUGGAGGAGAUUGCCCAGAAGACGAAAGAAGUGCAGAACAUGACGUCGGACUAUCAGGCGUUAAAUGAAAAGUAUGCGAGCGAGAAGCAAUCACUUACGGUGCAGUUGCAGCAACUCCAAAGCAAGUUGUUGCAGGAGAAGAAGACCAAUUCGCAGGAGCAUCUGCAGCAGAUUCAGCAGCUCACAGAGGCGAAUAAUGUGCUCAACAAUGAGAUUAUUGCCAAAACUAAGCUCAUUAAUGAUGUGAAUGAGCAGUUCCAGAAGUUCGCCAGUGAGAAGCAUCAGGUAAUUGAGACGGUGAAGAAGGAUUAUGACAGCAAGUUGGCUGAGUAUGAGAUGAUCAUACGCAAGAAGGAGGAGCAGCAGCUCUACAUGGAGCAAGAUUUGCAGAAGAUUCGCCAAAUUGCCGAUCACGAUGCCGAUGCACUGCGUCGUCUCAAGGAGAAUUUCGAUGUGAAGCGCUACGAGGUGGAGCAAUAUAAGACCCAGUUGGCGGAGAUGACGAAGAAUAAUCACAAUAUUGAGGACAUGGGAAAGGUGGAGAUCCGAAAUCUCCAGAAUGCCCUUGACUCGUGCAAGACCGAUUUGACGCGCAGUCGAACUGAGGCGAAUGAGUGCAGACUCAAGUCGGAAGAUUUGGAGGCACAAGUGGUGGAACUGAAGCGUCAAAUCUCUCUCUGGUCCAGCAAAAUUCACGAACAGACUGUUCAGAUGACGGAAAUGGAUGCCAAUCUGUCGGGUGUGAAAACCAACUUGGCGGACAAGGAUUCGAAGUUGGUGGAAGCUGAAUCAAAGAUCCGGUGCUUUGGGGAGGAGAAGGAGCGUCUUGAGAAGCAGAUUGAGGAUCUCAAAUCGAAGAACAAUGAGUUGCGCACUAAAAACUGGAAAAUGAUUGAAGCGCUCAAGAGCGCAGAGAAUAACGCGGUAAAGUCAAAACGCAUGAAUAAUAGUGAAGAAAGUAGUUUAAAUAACAUAGACACCACGGAGGUCCAGCGAUCUGCUGCGCAGGAGCUGGAGGAGCGCACACGAAGUAAAAUCACCAAGUUAUUCCCCAACAUCCCUUCGGGACCCACUCAAUACGAUCAGUGGCUCGAUCACGUUGGUGACUACCUGAAAGAUCACUACACGUCCGCGAGUAGUAUACAGCAUUCAACAAUUAUUAAUACUAGUACUAGCAAUAGUUGUAAAAAUAAUAGUAAUAGUGAAAGUGACGUUGGUGCUGCUGAUGGAAAGAGUGUGACCACCAACAAUCACAGCGUUGACAGUGAAGAGGGUGGCGAAGGAUCCAGUGAUAGUUUAGAUACUUUACUGUUACAAAAUGCACAACUACAGCGAACGGUGGACGAGUAUAAGAUAAUUGUAGCCGAUACGGAGGGCGUACUGAAGAAUCUGGAGCUGAAGGUGAAGGAGCAGGACGCGUAUUGGCGCAAAGUCGUGGAGACAAAAGAUGAGGAACUCAAAGGACUGAAGAUAUCAACAACAUGUCAGCCAAACAACUCUGAUUAGGUGUGGCAACACAUGCAGAACCGACGGGGAAAUACAUUUAGAAGAGGUUUAUGAAAAGAAAGAAAAAAAAAUUUAUACGUAGAAAUUGAUCGAGACAAGAAAA